AUGGGUGACUGGGGCUUCCUGGAGAAGCUGCUGGACCAGGUCCAGGAGCACUCGACGGUGGUGGGCAAGAUCUGGCUAACGGUGCUGUUCACCUUCCGCAUCCUCAUCUUGGGCCUGACCGGGGAGUCGGUGUGGGGCGACGAGCAGACAGAUGAGUGCAACACGGCACAGCCGGGCUGCAGCAGCGUCUGCUACGACCAGGCCUUUCCCAUCUCCCACAUCCGCUACUGGGUGCUGCAGUUCCUCUUCGUCAGCACGCCCACCCUCGUCUACCUGGGCCACGUCAUUUGCCUGUCUCUGCGCGAGGAGCGACUGCGACAGAAAGAGGGGGAGCUGCGGGCCCUGGCAGCCAAGGACCCGCAGGUGGAGCGGGCGCUGGCAGCCGUGGAGCGUCAGAUGGCCAAGAUCUCGGUGGCGGAGGAUGGCCGCCUGCGCAUCCGCGGGGCGCUGAUGGGCACCUACGUGGCCAGCGUGCUGUGCAAGAGCGUGCUGGAGGCGGGCUUCCUCUAUGGCCAGUGGCGCCUCUAUGGCUGGACCAUGGCGCCCGUGUUCGUGUGCUUUUAUGCAGAAUGGGGGUAUUGGGUGUUGGGUAGAGAAGCCAAGAAAGCCAACUGGUCUAUGGUGGACAUCACUGAGUCACUGGGAGAUGGACAGAUCCAGGAGAAGAAGAAGGAAUAA
Molecule: messenger RNA, 678 nt
Organism: Lepus europaeus (European hare)
Lineage: Eukaryota; Metazoa; Chordata; Mammalia; Lagomorpha; Leporidae
Product: gap junction alpha-4 protein-like
Biological process (GO): cell communication
Cellular component (GO): connexin complex
Source: RefSeq, a predicted model, not a curated record